Messenger RNA from Impatiens glandulifera, 3359 nucleotides. Its product is annotated as myosin-binding protein 1-like. Lineage: Eukaryota; Viridiplantae; Streptophyta; Magnoliopsida; Ericales; Balsaminaceae. The coding region runs from base 304 to 2757 and encodes 817 amino acids. The record is from RefSeq and is a predicted model, not a curated record. Gene Ontology annotation, molecular function: myosin binding. The transcript has 5 exons.
UUUCCAUCCCCUUCUUUCUUUCUUUAUACAUUUCCUUUUUGUGUCUAAUAACCAAGUCUGAUCAAAUGAAAGCAACGUGCGCCCCGCUUACAUCCGUUUUCAGAUUAUUCAACGCGUAUUUUAUUGUGUUACCCUUUGAUCUCUCUUACCCAACAACAACUUGUAGUUCCUUCGAAUAUUGACUAUAUUGGUCUCUUCAACUUACAUUUUGGCGACUUCAUUCUCCUGAAUCAUUCAUUACCUUCUUGUUCAGAUUCUUAUUACUUUAAAUCAUCAGUCAUAUACUGAGAAGAUCAAACAGUAAUGGCUACGAAAGACACUUCAUUUGUUCAAUCACAAUCACAGGAAGGUCGCCAAGAUAUCAUUUCUGCUUUGUCUUCAGCUGUUUUUGAAUGGUUACUGAUGUUUAUGUUGUUCAUUGACUCCUGUUUUUCACAUUUAAUAAUGAGAUUUGCCGCUUACUGCAAGUUACAUUUACCAUGCCUAAUAUGCUCAAGACUUGACCAUGUUUUCGGCAAUGCGAAACAUAAAUUCUAUUGGGAUAUGAUAUGUGGGAAUCAUAAACAGGAGAUAUCAUCUCUUGUAUUUUGCCGAGUGCACAAUAAACUCGGAGAUGUUAAUGGAAUGUGUGAAAACUGUCUUUUCUCUUUCGCUACUAUAGAUAGGUCAAAUGCUGAAACAUACAGAUUAUUGGUUGGUAAAAUGGGAGCUGGGGAUACUCAUGAGUUUGAUGAUGACCCAUCUUUUGCUGAUCGCGAAUAUGGUCUGAGUAGAUGUUCUUGCUGUAAUGGUGUUUGGACUAAAAAGAUUCACACUGCGAGUCCUCAGCUUUCAGCGAAAUCAGCUCGGUUGGACCAUACUGAACUUGACGCACUUUUAUCAGUCGGUAGUGAAUAUGACAUGAAGAGGAAGAAGAUCGGGGAGGAAACUUCUUCUAGAUCUUUUAAAGCCCCAUUGAAGAUGAGGGAUGAUAGCUUUGAUCCUCCUUUAUACGAUGUAGGAUACACAAAGGUCAAGAUUACAUCAGACAGUGAAUCUGAAGACACGAUUCAUGAAAAUGGUGAUGAUGAGCAUCAAAAUAUUAAUUUCGAUCAUGAUUUGGGCUUGGAGAGAUUAAUUAAUCUGGAUUCUUUGUCUAAGCUUGACAAAAUGGUAGAUAGUGAAUAUGGCUUGAAGAAGAAGAAGACCUCGAAGGAAACUACUUCUAGAUCUUUUGAAGCUGCAUUGAUGAUGAGAAAGAAUAGUUUUGAUACUCCUUUAUACGAUGCUGGAUACACAAAGGUCAAGAUUACGUCUGACACUGAAUCUGAAGAUUUGAUUCAUGAAAAUGGCGAUGAUGAGCAUCAAAUUGUUAAUUUCGAUCAUGAUUUGGGCUUGGAGAGAUUGAUACGUCUGGAUUCUUUGUCUGAGCUCGACGAAAUGGUAGACUCUCAAGUGGUUCUUGUCAAUGUUGACAAUUCUGUUUCAGCAGUUGGGCAUGGAUUGGAAGAGUUGAAUUGGUCACAGGUUGAACAAAAGAGAUAUGAAGAGUCUUCUACAAAGAAGUGGAAACACUUUGAUGAGAAGUGGCCGUCAUCUGACAUUAUUGCAAUCCUUUGUCAAGAAGAAGUAACUACAACAACCUCUACAUUGGAGCAAAAAGUUGACAACGAGGAUGGAGUGGUAUCUGAAAUCGAAACUAGUCCAAAAAUGAACCAUGUUGCAGGGGAUGUGGAGCAAAAUUCUGGUGAUAGCCUGAUGGUGAAUAUUGAAACUUCAGAAAGAAGCAUUAUUGGAAGCGAAACUAGUCAACUUUUUCCAAAUGAUUUGGAACUUGGAGAUGCUUAUAAACUGGCUGUUGCUAACAAGUCAAGACAGUUAUCUGGAAAGUUCCUACAGCAAAUAUCUCAAAAGGAGUCAACCCGACUUAGUGAAGAUUUGAAGCUAUUGUUGUCACAAAUGACAUCUAAUCGAGGAUCUGAGCUACCACCCUACGAUAUGAGCCCUCGGGUAUCUGUAGUUAGUAGAAUAUCCCUCGAGAGAAAUGAAUCCGGGUUAUCUCUAGAUGGAAGUGUGGUUGGCGAGAUUGAAGGAGAAAAUGAGAUUGACAGAUUAAAACGUCAGGCUGAGUAUGAUAAGAGAAUAAUGAACGCUUUAUACAAGGAGCUUGAAGAGGAAAGGAAUGCUUCGGCUGUUGCUGCGAAUCAGGCAAUGGCCAUGAUCACGAAAUUGCAGGAGGAGAAAGCAGCUGUUCAUAUGGAGGCCUUGCAAUGCAUUCGUGUGAUGGAAGAACAAGCCGAGUAUGAUGUCGAGGCACUUCACAAGACGAAUGAACUUCUUACGGAUAAGGAAAAAGAAGUUCAAGAUCUGGAAGAAGAGGUUGAGUAUUAUAGAAUUAAGUUUGGCGAUGUUUCGAUGAUGGAGGAUGAUGAGUUGCGAUUAGCCUCUGAUGAUGUCACCAUUCCGGGUCAAGAGAGAUUGUACAUUUUACAGAACUUGAGAAAAUUGGAGAACAAGCUCGUACUAUUAUCUCAUGAUGAUGGCAUUGAAGAAAACAAUUCAGACAAUUUUCGAAGUUUCAGUAUGGGGGUUGGAAGUAGAAAUAGUACUGGAAUCGAUGUUUCUCUUGUUAAUGAUGUUUCCAGCCUAAUUCGCAGGCUGGAGAUGGAGAGUCUUAAAGGAACACAUAGUUCUCUUGAGACUUCUGUCAGUUCAUUCUGCAGAAGAGAUGAAGCACUGAAAGUUCACCCAGAUGAUGGCUUGACUGAUGAUGAAUGAUGUAAUGUUGAGAUUUGGGAAGAAGCCAACAUGCACAGCCAAGUCUCCUCUCUAUGCCACCAUCUAACAGUUAGAAAUCCAGUGUUGAUUAUCAGGUCAAGAAACAAUUCAGAAAUUGCACUGUCUGAGGACAUCAAUUCAGUAAUAAACAACUAUCUUCUAUAUUUCAGGCUAUUGUCAUCAGGGUUCUGUUGUUUGGUGGGACGAAUGAAAAAAAGGCAGAAGAUUUUAUUUAUAUGCUUUCUUUUCCUUCAAUAGAAGCUUGAAGUUCCACCAGGUUAUAUGUCUUGAUACUUUAGACGGCUGGAAAAGGGUGGAAAAACGUCCUUUCCUCCAAAAUUGGCUAUAACUUGUAGCAUUAAUUUCUUCAUUGAGUGUGUUAUUGUGUGAAAAAGGAUAUAAGUAUCAUUGUGAGAAACUUUGGUUUUCAAUAAAAUAUGUAUUGGUAUGUGAGCAUAUAUAUAUAUAUAUUUAUUUAUUUAUGUAGUUAUCCAAGUUGUAUUUAUUUUAUAUAUGUAAGUAAAUUCUUGGGUUUCUUUGAUCAUAAUAAUGUGUACAUGUACUAAUUAAUUAUUACCAUUUUGAAACUUUAUUUAUAUUCA